Molecule: messenger RNA, 3257 nt
Organism: Vespula pensylvanica (western yellowjacket)
Lineage: Eukaryota; Metazoa; Arthropoda; Insecta; Hymenoptera; Vespidae
Product: dentin sialophosphoprotein-like
Exons: 6
Coding region: 236-3229 (997 amino acids)
Molecular function (GO): protein binding
Source: RefSeq, a predicted model, not a curated record
UUUUUUGGUGAAGAGACGAAGUAACGAAUAUUCUCUUGUGAGUUUGUGUGCGAAGGGAGAAGACACGGAAGAGGGAGAAGAAGAAGAGAGAGAGAGAGAGAGAGGAAGAAAUUGAUAUAUUUUAUCUUAUGGUUUUUCUUACAAAUUAAAUACGAUCGAUACGAUCGAUCACAAGAAGAUGAUCUAAAGACGAUGAAUCUACGCUGAUCCUGUUAUUUCCGAUUCUCGAAGAGCGAUGUUCAAACGAUUAUCGAAAUCGAGGCGUCACAGUGCCGAUGACGUCGGUCUUGCUUUACCGAGAAGUCCGAAUUUGGAGGAAUCAGAGACUCAACAAAGUAUCAGUCCGAUUCCAGUUUCUCGGGACAAUUCUCAAGGAUUGAGUCCUGCGGCGUUACUUAGGAUCUCCAGGACGAAAUACAGCCGAAGAAGUUGCGGCGAUGCUACAGCGAUGCAAGCGUUACUUUCUUCGAAGCAGGACGAGGAACAUGAGGUCGUUGAGGUUGACUACCGGAGUGACUAUCAGACCGACUAUCAGAUGGUCACAGCUGUGCCGGCGUUCAUCGUCGAGCAUGAGCCCGAAAAACAACGAGGGUCAAGCUUAGGAGUCUGGGGCCGUAGGAUGAGCAAAAAAAUAGACUCCUUUCGUAGGGCUGGUUCCCGUGAAACGAUUUGUUCCCUAGAAAGAUCCGACCCUAGCGCCAACAAUAAUAACAAUGAAUCUAGUAACAACAAUAACAACAAUGGCAAUAUAAAUCCUACGUUGAACAAGACGACGUUGCAAUCGCAGAAGACGGAUUCAAAGGUGGAGUCGAAGAGGUUAUCAGGAAAUUCUCAGAGAUCACCGUCGCCCUUCAAAUCAUUUUUCAUUCGUAUGGGUUCGACCGGUAUGUUAAAUUCGACAAGGAUCAACAGACGUUCCGCGAACGUCGACGUCGGUUCGAAAUCUACGGAGAAAGAGAAUCUAUUUAGAAGUUGCAGUACGAGUCAAUUGAACACGAGUCCGACAUACGUGAAGGGAGAUGAUCCAUCCGAAGGGAUCGAUCUUCGGAUCGCGGCACGUAAGGACAAGACGGUAUCCUGCGACGAUUUGGCUGCUCGAAGAAACGACGAUGUCUUCGACGAUCCUACCGACGACGUAUCACCAUCCGUAUGUCAAUCUGGAAGUCUUUCCGGUAGUCCAACUGGUAGCCCGUCGGCCAGUCCCUCGGGAAGUCCGUCAACGAGAAAUUUCAAGCCGUGCGAUUUUGGACGAUCAAGAAUGGAAUCGGCAAUGAGGAAGAGUAGCAGCUGCGAUUUCAAAGAAGCCAAGAAGUCUAGUUUCCCGUACGCUUUUCUAAGAUCAAAGUUAUCUGUUCUGCCCGAGGAACGUCACGGAUCGUUCGUUUCGAAAGACGAAAGAUUGUUCAAGACUGCGUCGGAGGAACAUUUUCCGGCGUUGAAGAUAGAGGACACUUACACCGGUACGACUACGUUAGGACGUAAGCGAUCUAGAAAUGGUAAUUUAGGUCGUGGUAACGUUUCUUCGAGGUACCAAGAGACGACGAAGCCACCGAGGAAUUCAUACGUGGAAUUUCGGAAAAAACAGGAAAGGUACAGCCUGAAUCCUAGCGAGCUCGAGCGUAUAGAGGACUCGACGUUUCAUCAGGAAGAUUCGUCGCGUUACGGUGCGUACGUUAGCGUUAGUCCGAUGUCACUUGCACGGGGAAACGUUCCAAGUGUUCAUAGAUCCGAGAUCAAUCAGGACAGACUGGACUUUCCUGGCAGAACGAUGGAUCUUAGAUUUUCCGAGACGUCUUCGUUGAACGUCGAACUCGACGUAACUGCCACGUUGAGAAUCGACAGAAGGAAUUCAGCUCCCAGUGGCGAACAAAGGCUAUCGUCUCAUUACGUCAGUUCGAACGAGUCUGGUUACGACAGCGACGGUCCUAGGGGCGAAUCGGCAGCUGCGUCGGAGAACGAAGCAUUGAGUUUGAAAUGUACGGAUAGCUCGGACACCAGUAGCGUUAUAGAUUCCGAAUUGGAAAAGCCUAUUAGAAGUUCGACCCCCAGCGAGUGUCAGGAUCAAGAACAGAAAGAAUUGAGGAAGAGUUCGACGAACGAGACGAGGAUUGACUCGUCAGAAAUAGGCGAUGUGAUAGACGGUCUGAGAUGGCAUCAGAGUACCUCUGGUAGGUUGCUACCGAGCAUCCAUCAGACUUCGUUCGACAAUGCCACUACGAAUUCUCAUUUUCCUGUCUGCGGCGAUGGUUCAAGCGGUAUUGCCAACGUAACGAAACCUCUCGACGUGUCACCGCAUCGGAUAAGAUUGCAACAAGAUAAGACUCGCUUCCUCAGCGAUAUCAUACAGCCACCAAAGAGAGUCAGACGUUGUCGUAUAGUCCAACUUCAGAAGAGAGAUCCGAAAGAGAGUUUGGGAAUACGAUUGGCUCAGCAAAGACUCGGAGAGAUCCGUUAUAUCGUCGUACAGCUAGAAAGCGAUGGGAUAGCUCAUAGGGACGGUAGGCUAAGACUCGGUGACGAGAUCGUCGAAGUCGAAGGGAAGGAGUUACGAACUCUUGAGAGUCUCGAGGAGGUCCAAGAGUUCCUUAGAUCGUUUACAGGAAAUAAGAUAAGAUUGAUGACAGCUUACGAGGAAACGGUGCCCCAGGUCUACGUAGCACCGCCAACACCAACCUCAACCUCAACCGCUCUACCUGGCGAGUACGAGUAUCUGGAAAAUGCGAAGAAUCUUUCGAACAUGUCGUUGAUCGACGACAAAUCGAAGGAAGGUUCAUCGAAAGACAGUAAGGUCAAUGAGGAUACAACACGAUCUAGCAAACGACCUGACUUUCUACCCCUCUCCUGCCUGUCGAAGAAUCAUCGAAAGGACUCGGAGAAUGGUUUCGAGGCUAACACCGAAUCGCAGCACUAUCUGACGAAACACGUCGCCAAGUUUGAAAAGGGCUACGGGAAGCCGAGUUUGGGAUUUAGCGUUGUAGGUGGAAGGGACAGUCCGCGUGGUGAAAUGGGCAUUUUCGUCAGACGUGUCUUUCCAGGUGGACAAGCCGACGUAUCCAAGUCGUUGUUCCAAGGCGACGAAAUCGUGAGUUUGAAUGGGAAGAUCUUGAAGGGUCACACGCAUCAGGAAGUGAUCGAAUUGUUCAAAGCGGUUAGAGAAGGUCCGGUCGAGUUAGAAAUAACGAGGCGACACAGGUAUCCUAAGAGCACCCUGAAAUCAACACCGUACUAAGAAAAAAAAAAAAGAAAGAAAGAAAACA